Molecule: messenger RNA, 1501 nt
Organism: Eupeodes corollae
Lineage: Eukaryota; Metazoa; Arthropoda; Insecta; Diptera; Syrphidae
Product: transmembrane protein 19
Exons: 4
Coding region: 199-1200 (333 amino acids)
Cellular component (GO): membrane
Source: RefSeq, a predicted model, not a curated record
AAACAUGAAAGAAAAAGUGAAAACAUUUCAAUUUCAACGAGCACCGAAAAAAAGAAAGUUUCUUUUUCUUAUUUUUAUUUUUCUUCUAUUCUUAUCAGUUGGAAUUUUGAGUUAAAUGCAGGGUCAAAUAAUAUCAUUUGAAAGUCUAGAAAAACUUUAUGCAAUUCAAAAAGUCAAUUUUGGUGCCUCAAAUCAACGAUGAAUCCAAGAGAUUUAUUUCCCGUGCUAUUUUGUGGGCUUUCCAUUCCACUGUCGAUGUUCAUGUGGAUUGGAAAUGUGGCGUUUUCAAGGUUGUCCCAAUCCAUUGAUGACGAUGAACAAAGAGUGAUUCCGCCCACACGAUGGUUGUUCUCGACAUUAGCGCCUCUGCUGUUCGCUGUGGUUGCGUUGAAGAGGAAAUCUGUUGACAAGUCGGGAGCUGCGCUGGGAAUUGUGGUGGCUUUUGUUCUGUCCAUAUCUAGUCAUAUGUUCUUUGCGUGUUUAGUUACGUUCUUCUUUUCCUCUUCUCGCGCUACAAAAUUCCGGGCUCACAUCAAAAAGAAGAUCGAGAAAGACUUUAAAGAUGGUGAAGGUCAGCGUAAUUGGGUUCAAGUUCUCUGCAAUGGAGGGAUGGCCACACAAUUGGCGAUUCUCUAUAUCAUCGACUGUGGCAGCAGUGAGCGUCCCAUCGACUUUCAGCAGCACUAUCGAUCCAGCUGGCUUGGAAUCGCAGUUCUUAGUGCCUUAGCAUGCUGCAAUGGAGACACCUGGGCCAGUGAGCUAGGUUGUGUUCUUAGCAAAUGCGACCCGUUCCUAAUCACCACCCGAAAACGUGUCCCUCGUGGCACAAAUGGAGGUGUGUCCAUGGUUGGGUUGCUGGUCAGUUUCCUCGGAGGAAUCGUCAUUGGCCUAACUUACUACCUAACCCUCAUCUACACAGUUGAAACAAAAUCCCUCCAACACAGUCCGCCUCAAUGGCCAGUAAUCUUUUACGGCGGACUUGCUGGAUUCUUUGGCUCCCUCGUCGAUUCAUGGUUAGGUGCGACAAUGCAGUAUUCUGGCAUCGAUGAGGAUUCAAAGAUUGUCUGUGUUCCUGGGGAUAAUGUCCGACACAUAAGUGGCCUUAGAAUUCUCGAUAAUCACAGUGUGAACUUGAUUUCGAGUAUUAUUACUGGGGUUACCAUGCCAUUGGUGGCCUUGAAAUUGUGGCCAGAAAUAUAAAACAAAUGAAUCUAGUCGCAAAUCUAGAAGCAACAGUGAUGUGUAGCGCAGCUAAGUUUGUUUUAUCUUUUUUUUAUUCGUGACUAACUCGCGUGUUCAUGGAAUUCUCGAAUAUUUUCAGAUUCUUUAUUUAUUUUAAGCAAAUUUAUGUGAACUACGCAUGCAUCAAAUCAGAAUCACACUAUUUAUAAUUAUUUUUUAAUGUAAGAAAAUAUUUUAUUGUUUGCUUAGCUAACUUCUUAUUAAUUCAUACCAAGUCAUUUUUUGUGAAAUAAAUUUAUAAUUGUUUAAACAAUCAAAA